Kazachstania africana CBS 2517 is the source of this 984-nucleotide messenger RNA. RefSeq names its product Tad3p (gene TAD3). The coding region runs from base 1 to 984 and encodes 327 amino acids. Gene Ontology annotation, cellular component: nucleus; cytoplasm. Gene Ontology annotation, molecular function: tRNA-specific adenosine-34 deaminase activity. The transcript has a single exon. The record is from RefSeq and is a predicted model, not a curated record. Lineage: Eukaryota; Fungi; Ascomycota; Saccharomycetes; Saccharomycetales; Saccharomycetaceae.
AUGGUGAAGAAGAGGGCCAAUCCAUUGAGGAUUGACUUUAAAAAAGGAAUUAUUGAAGAUAAACUUCUGCAAAUAAGGAAUGAAGAGACAAAGGAAGUCCCAGAUCUGAUUCAUAUUUGGACCGUAGAUAUUUCACCAAAGGAUUCCAAGAAGUUCAUCGAACUGGUUAGAUUUUUAGCCAGUCCCAGAGAUCCAGUUUCUCUACUACAUAUUAAGAGAGUGAAGAAAAAUGUUAUUGGAUCGAACACUUCUCUCAUGGUAGCACUUUGUUCCAUACAACUUUUCAAUUCUAAGGAUGAAGUCAUACGAACGUUACAAGAAUUCAACAGGGAUUUAGUUUAUGAAAAUUUGACUUGUGAACAUCAAGCACCACUACAGGGUCCCGGAACGAAAGAACAGGCAAUAAGUUGGUCUGAGAAAUAUUGGCCACUUAUCUGGCGCGGUAAUCCAAACGAUCAGAUCUUAAAUGACAUGGAAUUUGACAUGUUAUUUAUUAAGGACAUUCUCAAAAAAAUAUCAGAAAAAUCUAAGGAAGAGUUGGCAAAUGGAAAUAAGAGACCUAUUGUAACGGCAUUUGUAGAACCUAGUAAGAAGGAAACUAUUAUUACAACAGAUUCUUGCUGUACCACACCAUUAGAUCACAGUAUCAUGAACGGUAUAAGAAAAGUUGCAGAAAACAACAUGAAAUAUUCUAGAAUGCAUCCAAACACUGAAAAGACAAAAGAUUCACCUUAUUUGUGCCUGGGAUACGAAAUUUACACGACUCAUGAACCCUGUUCCAUGUGUUCAAUGGCCCUCAUUCAUUCCAGGAUAAAACGAUGCAUUUUUAUAGAGCCAAUGGCUCAUACUGGUUCUUUAACGGUUAAUAGUGGUGAUGGCUACUGCAUGCAUAAUAAUAGACUCUUAAACUCUAAAUACGAAGUUUUCCAAUGGAUAGGAGACGAAUACAAAGUUCCCGCAUUACCACGCGACACCUGCUGUUAG